AUCCCCGGGGUGGGUGGGUCCCAAUCACCACGACACAGCGCGUCCUCGGGUUGCGGAUAGAGGAAAAGCCUCGCUAUCUCGGUUGAGGAUAGAGGUUAGCUGCGAAUAAAUUGAAUAAGCAGUCGCGGACAGCCGAUUGGAAUGGUCCUCCUGUUUGGGGGUUGGGCGUGGGUUUGAUAGGCUCACACCGUGAAACGACUUUAUCUAGAAACAACCAAAACUCGCCAUGGAUUCUUCUGGGGUAAAAUUUUCCGGAGGUAAACUAGUCCCCCGUUCGGAUCUCCGGGUGGGGACUACCUCGGGGAACUCAUGUCGUAUAAAGUCAAAACACGGGAGAGACAUCAAAGUGGGUACGUGGAACGUCCGAAGUCUUUACAGACCUGGGGCGUUUCAAUCGAUGGUCGGGGAGGUCGAAAGGUACGGGGUAGAAGUUGUCGCGUUGCAAGAAACAAGAUGGGCCGGGGAGGGUUCGCUUAAUGCGGGUUCGUACACGCUUCACUAUGGAGGGUCGGAGAUCCAUAGUCUUGGCAUCGGUUUUAUGAUUAAUAGGAAAAUCUUAUCCGCGGUAAAAGACAUUAAAUUUAUAAACGAAAGAUUAGGAUUGCUCGUUGUGCAGGGCCGAUGGUACAAGAUCGCGAUAAUCAACGUACACGCGCCGACGGAAGAUAAAGAUGGCGAAAUUAAAGACGGGUUCUACGAAGAACUCGAACACCUCGUGGAUCAAUUACCGAACGAUUACAUGAAAAUAGUCGUGGGAGAUUUUAACGCGAAAAUCGGUAAAGAGGACAUUUUUAGACCAACGAUCGGGCUCGAAAGUUUGCACGAGGAAAGUAACGAUAACGGAGUGAGGGUAAUUAACUUUGCGACCGGCAAAAAUCUUAUCGUCAAAAGCACGUAUUUUAAACACAAAAAUAUCCAUAAACAAACUUGGAUUUCCCCGGAUGGAGGCACGCGUAACCAAAUUGAUCACGUUCUUGCAGAUAAACGGCGUCACACGAACGUACUCGAUGUCAGGUCUUAUAGGGGGGCGGAUUGCGACUCGGAUCACCUCUUUGUAAUUGCCAAAAUCAGGGAACGUCUUUCGCUAAACAAAACUAACGGGCAGUUGUUUGGAACUAAACGUCUAAAUGUACAAGGUUUGAUCGAGGGAGAAAACGGAAUAAAAUACGCGGUCGAAGUAACGAAUAGACUCGCGGCUUCAAAGGAAAUAGAUGAAUCGGAUGAUAACACGGUUGAUAAACACUGGGAAAACGUACGAGACGCGAUAGUAAAAUCGGCGGAGGCCACGGUUGGUUUUUGUAAAAGGAACAAAAACAAGCCGUGGUUUGACGAAGAAUGCGUAAAAAUUGUUAAAGUACGAAACGAAGCGCGCAUCACGUGGUUGGCUCAAAAUACGAAGGAAACUCGGGAUCAGUUUCUUAAGAUUAGGCAAGAGGCUCAUAAUAUGUUUAAAAUUAAGAAGCGUCAAUACUUAAAACGUAAAAUUGAAGAAAUAGAUGAAAAUUGUAAAAGCAGUAACGUACGAGGCACGUACAUGGGGAUAAAUAAUUUUAGAAAGGGAUUCCAAGCUAGGACGGAAAUGGUGAAAGAUGAGAACGAUAAUUUAGUUACGGAUACAACGGCAGUUUUAAACACAUGGAAAAAUUAUUUUGAUCGGUUAUUGAAUGUCGAAUCUGAAAACGACCGGGAAAUAGAGAAUUUUGAGUAUCACACGGCUGAACCUAGGAUUAACGAACCGACAAUUUCAGAAGUAGAAAGCGCGAUUAAAAAAUUAAAAAAUCACAAAGCACCGGGUAAUGACUUGAUUCCGGCGGAACUGAUUAAAUGGGGGGGAAGUAGAUUGAUAGAAGAAAUUCAGAAAUUAAUUAUCUUAAUAUGGAAUAAAGAAGCAUUGCCGGAACAAUGGAAAGAUUAUGAGAUAAUUGGAGAUCAUCAAUGCGGCUUUAGGAGAAAUAGAUCGACUGCGGACCAAAUCUUUACUAUUCGGCAAAUCUUGGAGAAAAAAUGGGAAUUCGACCAAUCGAAAAUGACUGGUAGUGAAGACACGAUUAUAGUGGACAUGGAAUUUCUAAUUGAAUAUGAAUGUGCGUCACAUAAUAUUGAACUUAUUCAGCCAUCAUUUUUACGAGCUAAGAAACAGUUGUUGCACGAAGAGGCUGAACAAAAAGAAGACCUGAUGGAUAUCAUCGACGAAGUAUUCGAAGAUGCGAAUUUUGAGGCAGUAAUGGAUAAUGAUGAGGACGCAUUAUCAGAAGAUGACGGUUAUAAUAGUGAUCAGAGUGAGGAUCAGAGUGAAGAUAUUAAGAACAAAACAUAUCCUGAGGAAGUAAUGGCAAUGAACGUGCUAAUGAAACAACACGCUGUUAUCGUUGCUAUACACGCAAAUCACAGCGAUCUUGAAAUCUCCGAAUUUUUGAAAUUCACCCGAUCGUUUGUUCAUAAAGUUCAUCGAGAGUUAGAAGCAUCUGAUGGCAAUGUAGAAAGUGUUGCCAAGCGCAAAAAACAUAAGGCACGUUCAGACAGAGUUAGAACAUCAUAUUUUGUGCAGCAAGUCCAGGACAUUAUUGAUGAAGACCUUUCAAAGUCCAUAAAGGCCAUAUCGAGAGACCUUCAAGUUUCUGAGUGCACAAUCCAUCGCAUUGUCCACGAAGAUCCUACAAUCAGUACAAGUGAUGCGCAAAGCUCCCCGGAUCUUAAUCCUUUGGAUUACUAUGUAUGGGGCGUUGUUGAACGGGAGACCAAUAAACAUCCCCAUAACACGCUUGAUUUCCUAAGAGCAGCUAUUACCAGAGUAAUGACGCAUAUGGACGAGGAUCAUUUAAUUCGGGCAUGCAAACGUUUCCGGCAGAGAAUUGAAGCUGUUAUUGCCGCUGAAGGCGAUUUUAUCGAUUAA
This is a messenger RNA of Trachymyrmex septentrionalis, 2893 nucleotides long. RefSeq lists its product as uncharacterized. The transcript is spliced from 6 exons. Gene Ontology annotation, molecular function: catalytic activity; nucleic acid binding. The coding region runs from base 227 to 2893 and encodes 888 amino acids. Lineage: Eukaryota; Metazoa; Arthropoda; Insecta; Hymenoptera; Formicidae. The record is from RefSeq and is a predicted model, not a curated record.